Messenger RNA from Drosophila erecta, 3219 nucleotides. RefSeq names its product polynucleotide 5'-hydroxyl-kinase NOL9. Gene Ontology annotation, cellular component: nucleus. Gene Ontology annotation, biological process: cleavage in ITS2 between 5.8S rRNA and LSU-rRNA of tricistronic rRNA transcript (SSU-rRNA, 5.8S rRNA, LSU-rRNA). The transcript is spliced from 4 exons. Lineage: Eukaryota; Metazoa; Arthropoda; Insecta; Diptera; Drosophilidae. The record is from RefSeq and is a predicted model, not a curated record. The coding region runs from base 91 to 3162 and encodes 1023 amino acids. Gene Ontology annotation, molecular function: polynucleotide 5'-hydroxyl-kinase activity.
CACAUAUUUAUUCUUCCUCUUCUUUUAACAUCUGCGGUCGCAUGGCCCGGGAAUUAAGUAUUUGUAGUUUGACCGAAAAACUGAAAAGGAAUGCUUGACGAACAUAUGCUGAAAGAAAUGCAGCUGAGUUUCCAGCUCACCGAACAGCGAGAAAUAGCCUCUGGUCGCCGUAAGCCGGAAACCCCACAGCACCGACCCACAAAACAAAAAGUUAUUUCAACGGUAGCAAACAACCCCGAAAAGGUUUCGAAAGCAAUGAUUCAAAAAGCCCAGAUUGCGUCGGCCAAUAAGUCCAAGAAAAAUAAGGCAAAGGGCGAAAAGAGGCCUCUUUCCCAUAAUGACUCUAAAUCAGAUAGUAUUCCGUGCCAAAAGAGGCCCAAAAAGGAUACGACUUUACCUAUAAUGAAUCCUGUACAUAAAUCCCAAAUUGCUAAAGCUAAAAAAUCUGCAGCAAAAAGCAAAAGUCCACAGCUUCCUAGUCCCAAGGUUCAUAAUAUAAACGAACCAGAUGUUAAGAAAACAAAAGUUAAGGCGCCAAAUAAAGCCAAAGAAGCAAGUUUACCUAAAAAACAAAAGGUAAAUGGAGGCAAGAGCUCAAAGAAGAUUGUACUAAAUGGUCAAAUAGUCGAGAUUUCUGAGAUAAGUGGCACUCCACUGGCACCAAGCGACAUUGAAAUGAAUUCAAUGGACGAUUGGACCGAAGAAGACGAUUAUUUAAUGGAAAGUGACUCUGAAAGCGAUGUAGUUGAAGAAAUAGACGAGACAUUUUUAAAAAACACGAAGAUUAUUAAAGUCGAAUCUAAAGGCAGCCAAAUCGAUGUAAUAGACAUUCUUCCUCCUUUUGAGGAUGAUGAAUACCAACCUCUUGUGUUAGAUGGUGAUGGCAGCGGAACAGUUCGAAAGAUUAAGGUCUUUAAGAGUCCACAGGAAGAAACUGACAGCGACGAAGAGGAUAAUGAUUAUGAGCCACAAGAUAGCGAAGGCUUUGUAUCUGAGGAAUUUGACAGCGAAGAGUCUGACAGUGAAGACACAAGCAGCGCAGACUUUGACAGUGAUGAAGAUAGCGAUGGAGAGGAAGAAUUUGACGUGGAUGAAGAUUUCGACAGUGAAGAUAGCGAUAGUGAAGAAUUUGGAAGCGAUAUCUUCGACAGCGAUGAUCUCGAUUCAACGUAUGAGCCACCUGAUAUUGAGGUAUUCUUUGAUGAUCCACCUUUGGGUAUGCAAAGAGAGCCGCUUAUUAUAGAGGAAAUCUUUGAUGAUCCUCCUGUAGAUAAAAAUCAGAAAGAACUGGUUAGUUAUAAGCCUAAGCUACAAAAACGUAUAAAACAGUCAAGUGUUGUGGAGAUGGUGGCAGAAAACUCAAUCGUUGAGCCUCCAGAAGAAGUCUUGAUUGAAGAAACGCCUAAUUUUACACCAAACGAGUCUGAAGCUGCCAUUGAAACCGAAGAGAAUGCCGAGGUACCACUGCCUGAAGUCCUUACACCCGAAAAGCAAUAUGAGAGUCAACAAAGCGAUACGCCGUUUUACAGAAAUCCGCAAGAAAAUCGCACUGAGCUUAGCGUAUUUGAGAACAGUCUAAAAAGCAAUCAUGUACUGGCCGUGAUUAAAGAGGACCUCGAAGUGUAUGGCACACUAGUGCUCACUUUGCUUAGUGGUCAAAUAUCAGUGAAUGGUUACAGAGCUCGCAGGCAGGAGCCAAUCACUAUUUAUUCCCCCAAAGGCCUGACUUGGGUUUCUAUUUCACCAACGAAGACAAAAAAACCUGAAAGGAAUGAGGUGAACUGGGACGAGCUCAACAAGAACUUCACACGCGCCCAGCUAGACAGGAUUAAGAGCAGCUAUCAGAGCCAGACAAAUGCAAUAGUAUUGCUCCACCGAAACACAAGUGCACAGCGACUCGUCGACACCUUUGGCAAGCACAUGGCGCAAAAUGUUUUCCCCCUGGUUAAUCCUUCUAAUCGACCAUUUAACCAAAGUGAAACCCUGUUGCACUGUCUGAUUCAAUCGUCCGAUCUAAGUCGCACCCUGCAGGUCCCGCAGGUAUGGAAUAAGCUAAAGUUCCAUGCCACAAGCAGGAUAAUCGUGGCAGGUGGUAAGGGCGUCGGAAAGUCUAGUUUAUUGCGUUACCUCAUCAAUCGAAAUCUUGGCCAGUCUCCAUCCAUUCUGCUCAUCGACUUGGACAUUGGCCAGCCGGAAAUAUUUGUUCCCCAGACUAUUUCUUGCACCGUAAUUGAUGAGCCUCUUCUGGGACCGGGAUUCUUGUUUAACAGGCAGCCGGAACAUGCCAUUGUCGUGGGCCACACAAACAUUGUCUUGUGUGCAGAGCAUUAUGCCCGAGCAGUCAUUCAACUUGUUCAAACCAUUCAGAACGAUGCCAAGUGUUCAAAUAUUCCGUGGCUGAUAAAUACAAUGGGCUAUAACAAGGGUUUUGGUAUCGAAUUGAUGGCUCUGCUGGUGGAUCGCAUACGUCCCACGGAUCUUGUACAAAUCGCCAGUCCAAUUCUAAUCAAUAACUUUGAUUCUGCCCUCGACUGGAGCAGUCUGUCGCAGAUAAAACCCAUUAUUUACUCGGCAGAGGAGUUCAGGGUCAAGGAAAUACCAAAAUACACACUCCAUAAGCUGCUUAGUGCGGUGCCAGCAAAGGAAAAAGGAACUUGGAGUCUCAGCGCCAAGGACAUGCGGUACUCCAACCUUCUGGCACGUCUCAGUUCGUGCCUGACGGGAAACGCCAAAUCUCUCACAGACUGCCAGCCGUUGGGGGUGUCUUUGGAAACCCUGAAGAUCCUGCAUCCCACCAGCAAGGAUUACUCGCGCGAAGAGCUGAUUCGAGGCAUGGAGGCUAAUGUGGUAUAUCUGUGCCAUCACGGGACAGGUCUGCCCCAAUGUUUGGGAAUAGGUGUGGUUCGUGCCAUCGACUACGACCGAAAGGAGUUAUUCCUGGUGCCAGCAAUGCCACUGCAAAAGAUGCCAUUGGUGAAUUGCCUUAUCCUCGGCGGUGAACUGACCCUGCCGCAGGGCUACUUCCGAGAUCAGGGGCAGGGUGUGUCCAGCAGUGUGCCCUUCGUGUUUAUCCUUGACGAUUCGAAGUCGUCAAAGAGUAUUCAGCAGAUCUACCAUCGAUCGCCAGCCUUUCUGGGAGUUCCGCUGAAUCAACGAAACUAAAACCGAGCUUACUGAAGCAAUCGCAAUUUGUAAAUAAAGUUAGGUUUAUUAACACAA